Molecule: messenger RNA, 1176 nt
Organism: Trametes versicolor FP-101664 SS1
Lineage: Eukaryota; Fungi; Basidiomycota; Agaricomycetes; Polyporales; Polyporaceae
Product: NADH:flavin oxidoreductase/NADH oxidase
Exons: 6
Coding region: 1-1125 (374 amino acids)
Molecular function (GO): FMN binding; oxidoreductase activity
Source: RefSeq, a predicted model, not a curated record
AUGCCAGGCACCACACGUCUUCCAGCGCUCUUCCAGCCCAUCCAGGUCGGAGACAUCACGCUUGGCCAUCGCGUAGUCUUCGCACCUCUCACUCGUCUCCGUGCAAACAAACACGGUGUACAUGCCGACAUCGGAACAGAGUACUACACGCAGCGCGCGUCUGUUCCCGGAACUCUGCUCAUCUCUGAGGCGACGUACGUCGGGUCUUCCGCGCAAGGACGCUCCCCGAACGCCCCGGGGAUAUACACGGAAGACCAGAUAAAUUCUUGGAAACGCAUUACGGAUGCCGUGCACGCGAAAGGGUCGUUCAUCUAUAUGCAGAUUUGGGCGUUGGGACGCGCCGCGAGGAUAACGGAGCUUCGCAAGGAGCAGCCCGAUUUCCCAUACGUCUCUGCGUCGGACGUGCCUCUCACCGGAAGAACCGACAUUCCGCGCCCACUUACCAUAGCAGAGAUUAAGUCGCAUGUCGAAGCGUUCGCCGAAGCGGCGCGAAAUGCUGUCCACAAAGCGGGCUUUGACGGCGUUGAGGUCCACUGCGCCCAUGGAUAUCUCAUCGACCAGUUCCUCCAGGAGAUGUCGAACAGGCGCACCGACGAGUACGGGGGCUCGGUCGAGAAUAGGUGCCGAUUCGCUCUGGAGAUUGUUGAUGCCGUGAGUCGUGCCAUCGGUGAGGAGAAAACGGCUGUACGCAUCAGCCCAUGGAGCGAAUUCCAAGAUAUGCGCAUGCCGGACCCCCUGCCGACUUUCACCUAUCUCGUGUCUCGUCUUGCGUCAGACCAUCCCAACCUAGCGUUCCUCCAUGUAGUGGAGCCGGAGGUAUCUGGGGCCGUGGACAGAACUGUCAAGGAGGGCGAAUCCAACGAGUUCAUCCGCAAGAUUUGGCAACCUCGCGCGCUAGUCAGCGCGGGUGGUUACACGCGCGAGCGUGCACUGCAGGUAGCGGAAGAGACCGGUCAACUCAUCGCGUUCGGAAGGCCGUUCAUCAGCAACCCCGAUCUACCCCGCCGUCUGCUCAAGAACAUACCACUGGCCAGCUGGGAGGAUCGGGAAUUCUACUAUACCCCGGAGGAGCCACGUGGGUACAUCGAUUACCCGGCUGCUGACGACGAGGAACGCUCGUCUUAGAGACUUAGACGGACCAACUCCCAUCGAUAUCACGUUUCAAUUUAGAAUCAU